AUGGCCAGCCAGGGCAGUGGUUGCGACGUGGAGGAGAAUGAGCUCGAUGAUGCAGAGAUGGAAGAAAAAGAUGAGCUGGGGAAUUUGAGUGGAAUAGCCAACCGGCGUCCUCCCUUUCGCGUCGGUGGCUUCGCCAGUGAAGCCGGAACAAGUAGCAGCCGCAACCAUCACCGGUUCCUCGACCGUAGUAAGGUCAGGAUCCUUCUCUGUGAUGGUGACGAAAAGAGUUCCAGAGAGGUCUCUGAACUCCUCUGCAAGUGCUCCUACCAGGGUAUAAUAACCCUUCGCUAAUCCCUGCCGUUUUUUUCUUACUUUUUUAUAGUCCGUUUCCUAUUGGAGUAUGGAUGCAAUGGGUCGGAGGUUGCGUUCUUCUUUGUCCAUGUCUGGGCAUGCUUAGAAUGCUCAGUGGAUUGUCAUAAAGCUCUUCCCUUGAUUUCUUUCCCAUUUUUCUCUCGGGUUGUGAUAUGGUUUGGAAGCCAAUCGGUAGCCAAUCUGGAAAGGCACCAAAAAAAUCUCGAUCUCUAUUUCACGGGUAUAGGAACGGGACCAGAGCGUCACAUCUGUAUCUCACGUGUGUGAUGUAUGUGUAUGUGUGAAAGUGACGGCCACUUCAUGUUAUUCAUGUUCCAGUUGUAUCAGUGAGGACUGCCAGACAAGUUAUCAAUGCCCUGAAUGCACAAGGAUCUGAGAUUGAUAUCAUACUGUCUGAAGUCGACCUACCUGUGGCCAAAGGCUUCAAGAUGUUGAAGUAUAUAAUGAGGACCAAGGAAUUGAGGCAUAUUCCCAUCGUCAGUAAGUCUCUUCUAUUUCUUACGUUUCUGUUGACUUUUGUUCUAUUUUCACUUUUAUGCGGAAAUGUUUUUCCAGUGAACAUCACCUGGAUUAAUGUGAUGGAAUCUGAUGAUGGAUAUUUCAUCGACUGUACUGUAUUUUGCAGUGAUGUCUGCAAAAGAUGAAGUUUCUGUUGUAGUGAAGUGCUUGAGACUUGGAGUAGCUGACUACCUUGUGAAGCCAUUGCGCACAAAUGAACUGCUAAAUUUGUGGAUACAUAUGUGGAGGAGGAGGCGCAUGGUGCGACACCUGAUAUUGAUUUGAGGAAUAUUUCCGUUACUCUGAGUUAUCAUUUCUCUUUCUGUGAGUAGGAAGGAGCAGAUAAAACGUAGUGGUUCUAUCUCUGACUUUACUGUUCAUCUUGACAGCUUGAUCUGGCAGAGAAGGACAUUUGGAGUUAUGACAUUGACACAUUAGUCUCUGAUAUGAGUGAUGGAAAUACAAACAGUACGUUAGUCUCAGAUGAUACAGAUGACAGGUCCAGAACUGUGCUUGUAGAAAUGGUCAUGUCAAAGCGUCAAGAAUUUGAUGUGAGAGUGAGUAAUAUGCUGGCAUUUUUCUUUUUCCUGGAAAUGUAGUUGAGGUAGAUUUUUGGUGUCAGUUCUUUUCACUUGUGUGAGUUUAUUUUCAAUCCCUUAAGAACUGCUCUCCUUUUCUUGAACAAGUUUAGAAUUUAUAACUGCUACAUUGAUUAUGAUAGAACAAGAUGUUUCUAUCAUACGCAGCUUGUGCUGAGAGUUUUCGGUAGCAGCUUCAAUGUUUCUCAUUGUAAUCUUAUUCAAGGGGUUGUUCCCCAACUAAACUCAUAUUCUGCUCGAUGAAGGCUCCUAAACUACCUAAUCACAGACUUAUUUCUUGUCCAUUGUUAUUUUCCCUAGAGCAUGAUAUACCAAGGUCAGUUCUGUGAAUCUGCCAAGUACUUGCUUUGACUGGCCAAUAUAUGAGAGAUUCAAGUGCUUUCGUUUUCAAGACUUGAACUAGUAUUCAAAAACCCAGAACGAAAGUUCAAGGAAAAAGAUUUGAGGUAGGUUUUCCUGUUGAGAGAUUGGAUGAUACAAUGGAAUACUGAUAGUUCAAGCAAUUUUGUGUUUUAUAAAACUUUUAUAGAAUAUGUGGUCUUCAGUGGGUCCUACAUGUUUCUUGUUUAUGAGCUGCUUUUGUGCUUAGUUACGAUUAUCUCUGCACGGUCAUUUCGAUUGAUGAGUUGGUCAGGAGUAUGAUUUACCAUAUGUGUUUUGUUGACAAUGUUGAGCACUGAAGGCUUUGGAUUUCGCUAUUUUAAAGACACAAAAUUUGCACUAUGUAGAGAUUCUCAUCCGGUUGGAUGGUCUUUCGCCACAGCAAAUAUUCUACCUGUUGACCAGUCUAGUGGGGAUUUAUAUUCUGGCCCUCUCCUUUUGUAUAGCAAUAAAAACGCCACAAGAGGCUUCCAUUCCUGGAGUUCUGGUAUCUGUUUUAAAUUCUGGUACCGGUACUUGUUGUCUGAUUGCAGAUAUUCAAUAAUCGAAUCCAUCUGAGGCUAUGGAAGAGUUGAUUGUAGUUUCUUUCACUCUCUGGAGGGUUCUAGAUAAGGUAUUGUCCUGUCUGACUUCUUUGGAAACAUUUUCAGAUUCUCCUAAUCGCCAGUGCUAUUUAGCACUGAACUGGUUCUCUCUCCUCAGAGAGAUGUAAAUAGAUGCUGUCUCUUUCUCCUAUCGGAUGUACAGAGUAUCGGUGCUUCAAUCAGUGAACUAGUUUUUUGAAGACCUCUGCUCCCGUAAUGUUGGUUGCUUCCCUCUUCUUCCAUACUAUCUUGUCCCCCUUUGGUUCUUCCACUUAUGUCUCACAUGGCCAAGGUUGCUAGCACUGUAGAGAUCAGAGGGUUUGAGUGCUUCAUGAAUCUUGAUUUUCAGGCGUUACACAGAAUAAAUGGAAGAUGUUAGGAUGCACUGUAGUAUGCGUGCUUUUAUGAGAUGGCCAUCAAAUAACAUUAAGAGUAAGUUUUGGAGAAAUUUGAAGUUAUUGUAAGAGAAUAAAAUAUUGCCUUCAAGAGUCUUUGUUAAGUUAUUCCCGCUCUAUUGUACAGGGGAUUAAUUGACUAUCUUGUGAAGAAAAAUGCAAAGAGAAGAUGUGCUUAUGAGAAGAACCUUGAAGGCAGCUGCAGUGGAUUGAAGAAGGCAAAUGUGAGGAGGAAAUUUAUAGUUGUGUUUUCCAGUUCAAAGUUGGGAAUCCUGGUGCUUCAAAGAGAAUUUCUAGAGUGAUGCGGAUUUCAUUCUUGUUGACAAUUGAUUUCGGCCCAUAAAACGAAUUAGUUACCAUCACUGGGUACAAGGGUUCAAGACAGCAUAAACUAUUAAUUGAUCUUCUGGAAACAAAGAGAUGGGUGGCUGAAGCUGAAGAUGGUUGAUCGAGGCUAAUAGUGGAGUAAAAAAGGGUGAGGAAUGGAGUGGCCAAUUGUUUGAGGGACAUAGGUGUGUGAUGAUGAUGAAGGAAUUAAAGAUAUUUGACUUGGGAAUUAAUUUCUGAAUGGAAUGGGUAGGGACAGCAUAGGUGGGUUCAUACGCAUAUAUAUGUAGAUCUAUUGGUUUAUGGGUCGCUAACUGAAAAUUUGAUUUGUCUGUGAGGAAUCUCAACAGCUAAGAAUGCAUCUACUGGGUCUUGCUUAUUUGGUCUUGUGUGGGCCUGAUUGUAUAUCCUGUUGAAACCUUUCCAUUUCCUUCUAGGUUAAUGAAGAAAGGUUAGGCACGGUUUUGAUGUAUCUGAGAAUACCUUUUCUCUUUUUUUCUUCAUGGUGUCAGAGUAGGAUGUAUCACGUCUCCCCUUGUUCUCCUAUCCAGUUUCUCACGUUGCUAUCGACUAUGGUUUCUUCCCUUCCUAAAUCUCUUAAUGUCUAACUCACUAUUACUAUCUACACUCAGCAUCUAGCCCUAGCCUGUGGCAUGGGUGUACUGCGUGUUGUUUCAACUGUGUGGCCAUGUGAUGCAAGCAUGUGAUGUGGGAGGCUAUGAGUGAGGGGACUUGUUUGAUUAUGGGCUAUAGUUUCCUGCUAUCAUUUUUUUGUAUACAGAAGCAUCACUACUUAUUUCCUUUGGAUCCUAAGAUUUUGAAUAUCUGUUCUAUUGGGGUGGAUGGGGAGAGCUAUCAUAAGUGGUCUUAGUUUCACUGUAUUCGAUGGAUCUGUUGGGUUGUGUUGGAAGUUCUAGGUUUUAAGAAAAUACUGUAAAAGACUGAGGGAAUUUUGGGACAAUCGUCUAGGGUUCCUCCCUAUAUAAAGGGUGUUACAAGUGAAUGAAAGGUGAGGUGAUUGUCUGCUUCUCCCCUCUGUCCUCCAUGACAAAGGUCAUUCUUCCUGUGCCUACGUUUUCCAACAGCCUUAAAGAUAAGUACCAGCUGGUUGAUAGACAGCUAUUAUACGAUGUCAUGACUUCUUAACGGUGCAGAAACCUGGAUUAGCAUGCAUGUGAUUUUUUGAAGACGAUGAAAAUCUUGGUUGCUUCACAAAAUCUCUGAUUUAAAAAUCCUAUGAAAGAUUUUUUAUUUCUAGAAGGAGAUCAUCCUUUAAAUGAACUAUGCUAUCCAGGACGGUUAAAAGGACAAAGAAAAUUAGCAUGCACAAUUGGAAGAGUUUCGUAUCACUAAUCCCUUAUCAAGUUUACUUCCCAAUUUUUCUCACUUUUGGAGCCUUAUUCUCGCUGAAGAUAUAGUUUCAUUUUGGCAUAGCAUUUUUUCAUGUCUCCAGCACAUUACAUUCUCACCCACUGCAACUUUGACUGAGAGUGUAGGUAUAGCAUCUACUUGUAUUUAUGAGUUGUUUCAAAGGCCUUCAUGUUAGUGGCCCUGGAGGUCAUGAUUUGGCCCCACAAUAGUGUUCAUUCUGGUCGUAGCAGCAGUGUAUCCGACAUAUUGUGGAAAUUUCAUCAAACUUGCUUGGAAAAUAGCUUUCCAACACCUACGAUGGAUGGUGGUGAUCAAACCAUUAAUUUAGUUGUCUUAGAAUUGCAGUUUUUUUAAUUUCAAAUAUAAGAUAUUUACUUACAGCCUUGAACUCUCAGCCAACCGCCACUGAUGCUUCAUGUUCAAAAACUAGUUCUCUCUUAUCUUCCAUGCCAAGCUCUGCACUAAGUUAUUUUUUCUCUCAAGAACUGGCGAUCAAUCCUAAUAAUUUAUGUGUAACACUGUUGGGGUUUUGAUAGCAGCUUUGCACUAAACUGUCAAGGAAAAUCGCAAACCAUAAUUUUUUCUAUUACAUUGUACGCUCUAUGUCUGUAUUAGGUUUCUACUGUAAUUGCUAAUUUGCAAUAGCAUGAUUGACUUUAUAUAACAUGAAAUACGACUUAGCUGCUCCCUUUUGUUCAUUCGAAUUAUGAGUAACUUCAGUAGCUAUAGUUGCCGGUUUACACCUUAACUUUUUCAUCUUUCUUAGAAACGUUACUUGUAAGUUCUCUUUAUUCUGUGAAUUUCUCCUUUGUAGAACUUUAUAUGACCUAGGAGAUAUGUGCUAGGGUCUUUUCAUUAUACUUUUAUAUGACAUUCUUUUACUCGUUACUCCUUAGUUAUUUCUCUUGACAGUCCACCAAAUGCUUUCAUUUCAAGCUCUUUUUCAAUGCUGGUCUUUGAUGAUCUCGUUUUUCCUCAUCAACCUGAAGGCUACUGUGCCCUUCACUAGUGAUUCAUCAAUUUUACAGAGUCUAGUGCAUAUUCCAUACUGAGCAUUCUGAAUUUGUAGGCUAGGUUUGAGGAAACCUAUAUUACUUUAUGGGUAAUAGGUACACUUUCCUUCAACUUCACAACUUCAUAGAUUUGUAAUGUAUACUUCUUCCAUCGUUCUGUGCUUAUUAUGACUUUAUUUACAUCAAAGUGUAAAUAGUCAUGGGCAUUGUAAGUUUAUUUUAAAGGAAACAUGUUAAGUAAAAAUGUGUCCAAUUCUUAACCCCCAUAACUGGUUAAAAAAUGUGUGUGCAAUUCUUUAUGUAGAUCUCUAUUUACUAAGGCAUUACUUAUGUCAACAAUAGUAAAAGACCUCAGUUGAUACUUAGAUGAUGGUCACUUGAACGAUUUCAAGUUUGUCAUAUGUGAGAGAUUACUGGUAACUUAUUUUAGAUUAUGCAUAAAGCCAUUUUACCCUUAGAUUGUAUCUGAGAAUAAGGUUAAAUUAAGAAGCUUUAGUCAAGCUUUCUUUCAUAGUGCAUAUAUCCCUCAUCUGUUUGAUUGAUCUUUCUGAAUCUUUUACUAUUUUUGUGAGAAAUGAUUUGGGGGAGAUGCCUAUGGCAAAUACAAAGGAGCAGUUAGAAGGUAAGGGGUCUAGCGAACAAGUAUAUUUGGAUAUGCAAUUCUUUUCAUAUUUUUCAAUUUUCUUCUGGUCAAUUCAGUGGGGACUUGGAUAGGACAGGAACGUGAAGCUUAAUGUCCUCUCAAAAGAAAUCAAAUGCAGGCACAACAUGCACACCUCUUUACCAUUAUAAGUGAGAUGGCCACUGUUAUGGUGAUCAUCUCUUUCAGUGAUACUUUCUUCGGCAUUUACUGCUUCUGGUGUCCAUUGCUACGGUUGCCUUAUCAUGUCAAUUAUCAUGAUUGCCUUAACUUGCAAAUUAUUGACACCCCUCUGAAAUGAACAUGAAUGUUUGUUGACUUCCUGGCUGAUUCCAUCGUUUACAUAAAUCAGUGUGAAAUUUGGCAACGAAAUAGUGCUCUCAUUCCAAAUAAGUUCAACUAAAUGCAUUGAUCAAAAGUUACUUGUCCAACGCAAACUGCGCUGGGAAAUCAAUGUGAAUACACGGUAUAUGGAAUGAAUAUCGUUGUUAAAUGCACACCUGAAUUCUUUACUCUUGAUUACAAAGUUCAACAAUCUAUAGGUACUAUAAGAAGGAUAGUUUGCAUUUUCAUAUGGCUAAGAAUAAUUUAUGAAAAAUAAAUAAUUUAGAUUAUGUUCUGCAUAUCACGUUGUUAUCCAAUCCUGUGCAUUAGUUAGUAGUUCAACCUAAAUCUAAAGUCAAUAUAUUCUUAUCUUGUGUAAUCUACUAUUGAGUCUUACAUUGAUAGAUUUUCAUGAUCCUCAUUUCCAAAUUGUAGGAGUAUUUGGUAGAUGUUAUUCCUCCAUUUUGUGGUGCCAAAAUAAUUCUUAGUUAAUAGCCUAUCUUCACUCAUGUAACGUACACCACUCCCAAAAAAAUUGAUGUCCAUAAAAUUUAUAAUUUCAUGGAGAGGUUCAGCAGAUCUGAUUUCUAUUCGAUUUUAUUUUCAUAUUGUCUCUAUUAAGCACUACCCAUUUUAAUGAACCAUUAGAGGCUGUAGCAAGUUAUGAUCUCAGCGAAUUAUUUGCAAUGAACUUUUACUGGAUACAUGGUUAAUGUUUCAACAAAGUCCGUAAAUUAGCAAACUUGCAAAUUUUAUUGAUGAGAAGGCAUAAGUUUUACUUUCUAUGUUUUUCCUUAUUUGCAAUACAAGGUCAUUGUCAAUGAAAGGUUUUUCGUUGUUGACUAUGUUGAUUAUCUUUAGGUUCGUUGUCUUGAUAAUAUACUCACGAGAGAGGUUUGAAGCAAUCACGCAAUAGGAAAUAAAAUGGAAUAUUGAUGCUAUAUCCACAAGGAAAUUUCUUUCUUCUGCUCUCUGUAUGGUCAUCCCUAAUUUUUUGAAAAGGAAAACUUUUACUGCCUCACAAGGGUUUGUUCUGUUAUGUCUAGAUGAGAACUUGCUGCGUCUUCAAUCUCAAAGUCCUCUUACUACUGCAGCCCGCCUUUUCUCAGAAAGUGAAACUCAUGUCUCCAAAUUUAUUUUCUGAAUUAUUUCUUCCGUUAAUAAUACAGCUAUGAAUGCCUAGAGGCUUGACGUGUUCAGACCAAUUAACCUGGAUUAAGGAUAUAAUAUAUCGAGUGAACAGUGCAUGAGAGUCAUCUGUAAUUAUGUUUGAGCUACUUUUUGGCCUGUGCUCAUUUAGGUAGAAUGCUCAUUUAUGUUUGAGUUACUUUUACUUGGAAUGCUAGUUUAGAUGGUCAUAUGUUUGAGUGCAGAAAUGUAAGCAGAUACAUCAUUCUGUUGUAAGCAUGGAUCUGACUAUGAGUUCUGAUGUCCAUUGGAUGAACUGAAAAUUCGUUCUCUGUAAUUCUAAAAAGUGAUUCAUAGUCAUCAGAAUGAUUCUAUGCCGAUUACAUAAUUUGCAUUCCAAGUGAACUAUUUUACGGUUUAUUGGGGUCCGAUUACAUAAUUUGCAUUCCAAGUGAACUAUUUUACGGUUUAUUGGGGUCCGAUUACAUAAUUUGCAUUCCAAGUGAACUAUUUUACGGUUUAUUGGGGUCCGAUUACAUAAUUUGCAUUCCAAGUGAACUAUUUUACGGUUUAUUGGGGUCUGAUUACAUAAUUUGCAUUCCAAGUGAACUAUUUUACAGUUUAUUGGGGUCCGAUUACAUAAUUUGCAUUCCAAGUGAACUAUUUUACGGUUUAUUGGGAUCCGAUUACAUAAUUUGCAUUCCAAGUGAACUAUUUUACGGUUUAUUGGGGUCUUUAGGAGGAUCAGAUCUGAGUGAAUUAGGAGAGAAACAGUUGUAUUGAUCCUCAACUUGGGACAAUGUUAUAUAGAUAGAAUGUCAAGAAGGGAAAGAAGAAUAAAAAGGGUGGGGAAUGAAUUCGAGAGGAUUCCCCUGCCACUCCUGAUUCCGAACUGUUCUAUUCAUCUGUUCCCCCUGAGGUGUUUUUAUAGUCCUCACAUGUGCUGUGCACGUGUUUCCCCCCCGCUCCUCAUAUGCCUAUUAUAUGUUAGUAAUGGGUUCGUAACAGUAUAUUGGGUGGUUCUAUUGGCAAAGAAAUCACAUGGUUUCUGGACAUCUUCACAGAAACAUGCAAUCUGAUGAUGACCAUCACUCCUUUAAAGACAAGAAUUAAAUUGGUCCCAUCUGACAAUGUUGUAGAGAACAAAUCAAUCUAUUAUCCCUUUUCAGUAUACGAAACCCUAAUAUGAAUGCAAGCAUCGCAUCUGAGAAAGUCAUUUAUCUCUGAGUUUCCUUCUGAAAGGUUACACUGGUUUUUGUGCAUUGAGAAUGAUUGUUCAUGAAGCCUUAAAUCUUUAGGAAUUUAGUAGUUUUUGUACCUCAGCCAUUUGAUAUUUCGAUUGGAAAUUUAUGGGGCAAGAUAAUGUGAUUAUUAAAUGUGUACAUAAUUUUUAGCAUAAACAUGCUUUUUUGUUUUAUUUUGUACUGCAAAGACACGUGAUAUUUAUAUUUUUUGCCCACUUAUUUGAUAAUAAAUUCAUACCUAACCGUAAUUUUGGAUAUGCUUAAAGCUAGAGCUGUCCAGGCAUUGUGCACUGUCUUGUUGUGUCACCUGGGCACUGUGAUGCUGAACACGCCUGAAAAACCUUGAUAAUGCUCAUUAUACUGCUUCAUCUCCUAUUCAUUUGUUGGGUAUGCUGGCACUCAUGCUGUAACUGUGGUGUAUUCGUUGGGGUAUUCUUUUGCAUUCACAGUCAUGUAUUUCUACCCGAAAAGCAGAUGUUAGACAUGUGAUCCAAACGUACUUGCAAAUCAGUUGGGAAUGAAAGCCUACCAUGACCCUCUUAGUUGUUGAUGUCUGUGAUGUAGCGAUUUAUUUCCCCUUAUUUAUUUUCAGGACAUAGAAUAACUUUUGAAGAUCUUUUCAUCUUUUGUCUUUGGUUUAACAUUCUAAACGACAGUUUCUUUUCAUCUCCAGUCCAAGAACUCUGCUGUGGAUGUUGAACCAGAUAAGAUGUCGAAACUGGAGUUUGACGUCCAGGAGGAGGACAAGUCCAUGUCAGGUGGGAUCCAGCAUGAUUUCUGUAGAUCCAUACCCAAGUAUCCAGGUCUAGUUUAGUUAUGUUCCAUUUGUUAAGCACUGUUGACGAUUUUAUGUGCACUGCUGAUUUCAGGGAGGAUUUUGUCAUGUCCAAAGAAAAAUGAACUGAAGGUUGGCAAAUCCUCGGCAUUUCUGACUUAUGUCAAAUCAAGAUCGCAGAUGAAAAAUUCUGCUGAUGUUCCACUGCAGUCAAGAAGCAAUGAGAGAGAUCUUGUAUCUUAUGACGAACCAGGUUGUGUUGACAAGCAUAGGGUUGCAUCAUGCCAGAGUGACGGGGACGAAUCAGUUCAUCAGGGUCGUUCCUCCUUGGGGUCUUUUCCAACCCCUGCUGAUCUGAAUCCCUCAGAAGGCCAGUCACCCUUUGCAGCGCCAACUCAAGCAGGUGAUUUGCCACUCAACAUUUCAGGUGAUUCGCAAGUAUAUCAGCUGCCCUGUUUCUUCCCCAGGACGGUGACACAGAACUUGGUGCAUCCAUGCCCAUCAGUGUACCAUGGUGGCUUGCCAGCUGCACAGCUACGAGGUUCUCCAGUUGGGUACACACCGCUAAUGCCUUGUGCUCGGGUUCCAGUGAUAUCCUCAUUUCCUUACUAUCCAGUUGCUCUGGGUACCCAACCAGAACAAGUGCCUUCUCCCCACUUGUGGACAUCCAUUCCCUGCUCGUCUACAAUUGAGGUGA
Spirodela intermedia is the source of this 10288-nucleotide messenger RNA. The record is from the annotation of a GenBank genome assembly. Lineage: Eukaryota; Viridiplantae; Streptophyta; Magnoliopsida; Alismatales; Araceae.